Phragmites australis (common reed) is the source of this 910-nucleotide messenger RNA. RefSeq names its product 24.1 kDa heat shock protein, mitochondrial-like. The record is from RefSeq and is a predicted model, not a curated record. The transcript is spliced from 2 exons. The coding region runs from base 104 to 766 and encodes 220 amino acids. NCBI's taxonomy places the organism in Eukaryota, Viridiplantae, Streptophyta, Magnoliopsida, Poales, Poaceae.
CCACCGCAUUAUCAAAGCAAGCAUCCACGAACAGCAGCAGAUCAACACAGGCCACAGGGAGAGAGAAGGCAGGUCACCACAGGGAGGAAGGAGAGAGCGUAUCAUGGCUUCCACUGUGGCUUCGAAGAGUGUGCCACUGGUACGCGCACUGGAGAAGCUCCUAGCCGCGUCGUCCGCACCCGGUGCCGGCUCCCCUCUCAGGCCGGUGGUCAUUGCCAGCGGCCUCCGUGGCUACAACACCGGAGCGCAGCUCCGCCGUUACGACGGGGGCGAGUCGGACGACGACAGCGGCCGCGAGUACGAGAGCCGGCGCCGCGGCGGGGACAACACCGUGCCAGGCUUGUUCUCAGGUAAUUUGUUCCGCGAUCCGUUCGGUGCGCCGCAGAGCCUUGGCUGCCUGCUGAGCCUCAUGGACGACGUCGCGGCGGUGGCGCCCGGCCGUGGCGCACUGGUGCGUCGCGGCUGGAACGCGAAGGAGGACGAGGAGGCGCUGCACCUGCGCGUGGACAUGCCGGGCCUGGGCAAGGAGCACGUCAAGGUGUGGGCGGAGCAGAACAGCCUGGUCAUCAAGGGCGAGGGCGAGAAGGAGGCGGGCGAGGACGAGGCCACUCCACCUCCGAGGUACAGCGGCCGCAUCGAGCUCGCGCCGGAGGUGUACAUGAUGGACAAGAUCAAGGCCGAGAUGAAGAACGGCGUCCUCAAGGUGGUCGUGCCCAAGGUGAAGGAGGAGCAGCGCAGGGACGUCUUCCAGGUCAACGUCGAGUAGAUCUUCCCAGAAAAUAAGAGUCAACGUCGAGUUUGAGAAGCUUGCCAAUUUAGAAUUUCCCUUCAUCUAAACUAAUGCGGCAAUAAGCAAUGUACUAGAAACGAUUUUGAUGCGGUGGUUUUGCAAACUACUAUGUGAUGAUUA